CGGAUUGUCUGUUGCUGUGGAACAGUCUCAGCUCGUCGGUGCUGUCCCCACGUUCGCGCGCUGUGUGCUCGGCGUCCGGUGGAAAUCCUUCCCUUUUUAUUAUUAUUAUUAUUAUUAUUAUUAUUAUUAUUGCCUGCAAAAAUUGCGUUUACGACGCACGUUGCCCAGCCUGUGAGGCUUAUUAAGGGAGAUAAGAGGACACGUCCAACGACCAGACACCAGAUCAGCUAUCUGCUCUCCCGAUAAAGAAGGAACACGGUAAGUGCGCUAAUUCCAUCACCACCACCUCCACCAGAAAAGGCAGAAAUAUAUAUAUAUAUAUAUAUAUACACACACACAGAGGAUGUUGGCACUUGGCACGGAGGGAAGGAGGGGGUGACGUGUCGUGCAGUCUGCACGUCCGCAUACGGAUAUCUGUGUUCGGACCCUACAUAACGCGAGACCUCUUUAUCACGCACGCUUCCCGGUGAUCAUCAUUUCAUCUCCUCCUCCGCUUCUCUCGCUAUCGCUCCCUAUUCGCCGAUAUAGAGAUCUGGAUUUGUUAUUGGAGGAGGGAGGGAGGGAAGAAGGAAGGAAGGAAGGAAGGAAGGGAGGAAGAGAGAUACUUUUUACAGGAACAGGGCCGGAGUGUGAAGAGGAGGGGAUUGGAGGAUCCCAUUUGAGGGAUCAAGGAAGAGCGGGGGUGGGAAUUUUAUUUUAUUUUUAAUUUAAUUUAGUUAAAUUAAGAAAGGGGGUUUGAAAAGGGAAGGGAGUGGGGAUGGCGUUCAGCGGGACGACGCAGAAGUGCAAGGCGUGCGAGAAGACGGUGUACCUCAUGGAUCAGCUCAACGCCGACGGGGUCGUCUUUCACAGGUCCUGCUUCAAGUGCACCCACUGCAAGAACACCCUCCAGUUGAGUAAUUACUCUUCUCUUGAGGGAGUUUUGUAUUGCAAACCUCACUUUGAGCAGCUCUUCAAGGAGACGGGGAGCUACAAUAAGAACUUCCAAUCGCCCGCUAAGCCAGUCGAGAAGGUAACUCUGGAGCUGACUAGGUCUCCCAGCAAGGCUGCAAGCAUGUUUUCAGGAACACAAGAGAAAUGUGCCACUUGCGGCAAAACAGCAUACCCUCUUGAGACGGUGACAGUUGAGGGGCAAUCUUAUCACAAGUCGUGUUUCAAAUGCUCCCAUGGAGGCUGCCCCAUCUCUCCUUCUAAUUAUGCAGCUUUGGAAGGUAUCCUCUAUUGCAAGCACCAUUUCUCCCAGCUCUUCAAGGAGAAGGGAAGCUACAACCAUCUUCUUAAGUCCGCAUCCAUCAAGAGAGCAGCAGCUACUAAUCCUGUAGCUGAUUCCUGAUCUUUUUUUGUCCGAAGUGGAUGUUGCAGUGCGGUCUGCCAACUUAGUUACCAUACUUUUAUGUUUUGCUAUUUCUACACCUUGCUAUUUGCUCUGUUGUUGAGGAAUUGGUCUACAUCUUUCUGCUUGCUCUUCUGUUGAGGAAUUGGUUGGUUUCCUCCUCCGUUUUGCCUUGUUUCUAUUUGUGUGUGAUCUGUAUGAAGGUGCUGUACCGUGAAAGUUGAUAUUUGUAUCAAUGACUGUUAUCUUUGCAUGAAAGUUGAUAUUUCACCUACUGCA
This is a messenger RNA of Ananas comosus (pineapple), 1612 nucleotides long. RefSeq names its product LIM domain-containing protein WLIM2b-like. The coding region runs from base 758 to 1333 and encodes 191 amino acids. Gene Ontology annotation, biological process: actin filament bundle assembly. Gene Ontology annotation, cellular component: actin cytoskeleton; plasma membrane. The record is from RefSeq and is a predicted model, not a curated record. The transcript is spliced from 5 exons. Gene Ontology annotation, molecular function: actin filament binding. NCBI's taxonomy places the organism in Eukaryota, Viridiplantae, Streptophyta, Magnoliopsida, Poales, Bromeliaceae.